Drosophila rhopaloa is the source of this 3451-nucleotide messenger RNA. RefSeq names its product insulin-like growth factor 1 receptor. The coding region runs from base 594 to 3425 and encodes 943 amino acids. The transcript has 7 exons. The record is from RefSeq and is a predicted model, not a curated record. Gene Ontology annotation, molecular function: protein binding. Lineage: Eukaryota; Metazoa; Arthropoda; Insecta; Diptera; Drosophilidae.
UAUAGUGCCCGAUUAAAUACACUUAAUAUACAGUAGUGAACUGCCACUGUCGAUUCGAAUUCCGCUUGUAUCUUGCGAAAAGAUUAAAUAACCUAGACUGUCAAGACGAUCUGAAUAUAUGGCAACUCCCGCGAUAUGAAUAUGUGCCAAAAGCGACGAAAACAGAAGCGCAGACGUUUGCCUAUAAAAAACAAACAAUAAACAAAUACCUCCGAAGAAGAAAUUGUUUUUAGCCUGCGUAAUGUGCUUGUGUGAUAAAGUAUUUGUUUACGCUUAAGCUCUAAAGUAAAGCAAAAUAAUUAGCAAAAAAUAAAACAAAAGGCAGCCCUUCGUGUGUGAUUUUUCGCCCCCGAUAGCGAAGAGAAGAGCUGAAAAAGCCGCGUGAAAAGCGCGCAAGUCAUAAAUAUCGGGGCUAAUCAGAUGGCCGGAGAUUCGUGGUGCUAAUUAGGAGUGUUAUAACCGUAAGCGGAUCGGAUCGAAGAAACAUAGGUACAUAGUACUGCGAAGCAACGCAAUAUGUUGCGGCAGAAGAAGCUAAAGAGGAAAAACGAAAAUUAAAGUUCAGAACAUUUUUCAAGUCCCAGUUUUGCAACAUGCAGUCCAGCCACAUGUUGCUGGGCGUUGGCCUCAUGUUGCUAGCGCUAUAUGUCCCUUGUGCCGACUCAAAAUUGGAGCACGAAUGCACCAGCAUCGACAUACGUAACGAGUGCAAGAAUAUGCACUUGCUCGACAACUGCACCGUGGUCACCGGCUACGUAAUGAUCACCCUGAUCCCCAUUGAACAGCACUGCAACUUCUCGAACUACUCCUUCCCACUCCUCACCGAGAUCACCGAGUUCAUGAUCUUCACCGAGGUGAGGGGCAUGGCCAACAUCACGGAUAUGUUCCCCAACCUAGCCGUCAUCCGGGGGCGCCGACUGUUCCUCAACUACGCCCUCGGCGUGACUAGCAUGUACGACCUUGAACAGUUGGCCUUUCCCCAAUUGGUGGCAAUACAACGCGGUCAAGUCUACAUCGGCAACUGUCCACAGCUCUGCAACAUCGACCGGGUUAACUGGGAUCUGCUGACCCUCAGCAGAGGCGAUAACCACAUUAUAGCGGCUGGUAAAAACUGCAGCACACCCGUGUGCAAGGGAUGCACUUCCUCCUACUGCUGGUCGAACAUUUACUGCCAGCGAUCCCUAAACGAAAAUGUCGUUAACCCACAGGCCAACAUUAACACCUGCCAUGAGGAAUGUUUGGGAGGCUGCCAUGGAGACUCCGGAUCCGCUGCUGACUGCGCAGUCUGCCGAGGACUUAGCGAUGCCGGCGUCUGCGUGAAGAGCUGUCCGAAGAACAAGUACGCCCUGGAGCAUUUCCAGCGGUGUUACACCAAGGAUGAGUGUGUGACCAAGCAUGGCUUCGUUAUUUCGGAGUCGCAGUGCGUAGCCUUCUGUCCCAGUGGCUACAAGGCGGAUAACACCUCCGAGUGUGUGCCCUGUGGCAUCGAAGAGGCUUGUGUUAGUGUCUGUACUCCGGACCAGGCUGGGUAUGUUUUCAGCAUAUACAGCUUGGCCGAUGCCGAGAAGUUACGCGGCUGCCAGAUCUUUAACGGGAGCAUGGUUAUUACCAUUCGCAACAAGGUAAACGAGACGCAGCUGGCCCAGAGCUUCCAAAGUAUGCGCGAGAUUCGAGGCUAUCUCAAAAUCUAUCGCUCCUCCCAGCUAAAAAGCUUGGAUUUUCUCAGCACUCUGGAGCGUGUUCACGGUGAUCCUCUAGAGACUCGUCACUACUCCUUUGUACUCUACGACAACAAGCAGCUGGCCGGACUUUGGAAGCCCUCCCCACAACUGGAGUUUAUGGAGGGCGGCAUGUUCAUGCAUCGCAACAACAAGCUAUGUAACCGACGGAUGCGCGAGUUCCAGAACACUGCCUCCCACGACAGGUCCCUGGACUCACUGCAAACCAACGACCAGGAGGUUCAGUGCAGUCCCUUAAAAAUGCUGCUGUUUGUGCAGAAACGAACCCAUCGGACGGUAAAGCUAAGCUGGCUAAAACACCAGACCAGCCAGAGGCUCGAACUAAUUCACCGACCAUUGCAGCCGGGGAAACUGUAUCACGAGGAGAGUGACCUGGAGGCACCGGUAUGUACACGAAUCAACUGGAAGCGCCGGCUGCUUUUUCCCGAUGAUUUGAUCGAGAAUGGCACCCACUAUCUAUUCGAGUUGGAUGAUCUUGAACCGAGUACGCGAUACGCCUGCCUGCUACGAACUUUUGGCGAUGAAUUGGCUCAGGAGGCGCGUAGCGAACUGACCUACGUGCAGACAGAGCAGGAUAUUCCUAAGCCACCAGUGCUGGAGCUGGUCAAGAAAACAGAUAGUUCGCUAAGCAUGCGAAUGGCCGGUCGCGAUCACGACAGCUUCGUGCUUACCGUCUUCGAACUGCCCGACGAUCGGGCGUACAUAGAUCAGCGGAACUACUGCCGCCAGCCGUCGUAUAUGUGGCAGGCCAUAAGCGGCGCCGAGUGGCUGUCUUUCGAGGACUACGACGACUGCUGUGCGGGGAAGGCAGAGCAAUUGGACGACUCCCGCUUCAUAGCGAACAUGCGGGAGCAGUACCGCUGCAGUCUGGAUGAUCGCAAACAGUGCCGACGAUUGGUGCUGGCGGAGGCUUCUCUACCGCAGCUCCGUCUGGCGGGAAACACCACAGAGUACGAGCUCAAAUCACUGCAUCGCUUUAGACUAUAUGCCCUCCAGCUGCAGGCCUGUAACCAACUCGGCUGCAGCAGCCACACAACGCUCUACGGUCGCACAAACUACACAAUGGGCGCUGACCUUCUCUCCCAGCUGAAUGCCUGUCACAUUCCGGAGACGCAAAAGUACAUCCUGCGCUUCGAAGAGCCCCAGAAACCGAACGGUAUGGUGACCAACUAUGUGAUCCACUACCGCAACAACUUCAACCAGACCCACGCCGGCUGUGUCACGAGGCAGGAGCACAAGAGUGCCGGCUAUGUGUAUGUCAAGCAGCUAAAUAUCACCUUCAACGAGUGCGCUGUGCAGGUUCAUUCCCUGGCCGGGGAUGUGAUGACGCCCUACAUCCCAAUCAAACUCUGCAGCGAUGAGGAACAACGAUUGUUGGCCCACAACCGGGAGGCCAAGGAAGUGUCCCCAGAAAUGUCAGAGGUGCCAGCCACAACGACGCAUGCCCACGGCAUUAGCAUAUUCCUGGUUUGCUUCCUUUCUGGGUGCACUGCGUCACUUGUUUGGGUUCUCUACAAGCGACGCUGCUGGAGGCAGUUGCCCGGCCUCCGGCGCUAUGUGCCCGUGAGGGAGCAGUGGCUACGGGACCGACAGCAGACCGAGGAUCGCGAAAUCCUGGUCGACGGCUUCGAGACGGUUCGUUUCCAAAACAAUAACGACAGCCAGCCGAACGAUUAUACCAUGUAAACGAUAAUAUAUGUAUAUGAACUUAC